AUGCCUUCAAAUUCCACAUUUCUUAGAAGCAGUUAUAAAGAUGUUUUAGAGUCCUUCUGCCGAUGGACUAGUGUACGUGGAUUACAGCAUCUUGUACGUGCAGAGCAUCCAGUUCUACGUACAAUCUGGGCGGUAUUUGUUGCUCUAAUGUGUUUCGCUAACAUUGGCUUGGUCACCAUGUUGCUAAUACAUUAUUAUCAGUUUAAUACAAUUGAAAAUAUACGCACCCUUAGAGGAAUUCAAGUGGAAUUUCCCCAUAUUACUUUGUGUAAUGUUGAUCCAGUCAAUUCAUAUCGUGUAUUCUGUCUACAGAAUCCUAAAUCAAAAGGUUGUAAUAUCAAAUCUAAAUAUUCUAAUAUUUUAAAGAAAUAUCAAGAAGCCAACGGAUAUUUCAAGGCAUACAAAGAUUCGGCUAUCUGGCAUAAACUAGAAGAUCCAAGUAUGGUUGCAAUAUUUUACCAAUUGAUCGGUAUGGAGGCAGCAACACAAAUCGGUCACCAAAUUGAUGAUUUUAUUCUUCCCAUGUUUUGUGAAGUGACAACAAGAGAGAAAGGUGGAAUAAUGGUGAAAAGGAAAUGUGAAGAAGCAGGCGUUCAUGGCUUACAUUUAAUCACAUAUAAAUACUUUAACUGUUAUACACUAUCAAUGGAUGAUAAGCAUAUUAGUCAUAAUGCUGUUCGAUUAUCCAUAAUUCUAUAUCUAGAUGAAGAGGAAGAUUUAAACUGUCGACCAUAUUGUACACAUGAAUUCACUGAAUGGGCUGGUGGUAAAAUCAUCGUCCAUUCAGCUGGUUCAUAUCCAGAUAUUGAAGCAUCUGGUAUGAAUCUACUUCCUGGUGCAUCAAAUCAAAUCCUUAUUGAUGACAUGAGUCGUAUUGAGAAAAAAAAUAUGGAAUCGAAACCUUGUGAGAAUAAUGCAAGAAAUCUUUCCAUAGUUUAUUUUGACCAUGCUGAACACAAAUUUAGUCAACGAAUUAUGAGUUACACGGAUACAUUAUGUAUACAACUGUUAUCACAAAGAGCUACAAUGGAAGAAUGUCACUGUAUUGAUUUUCUAAUGCCUAUACCAGGUACACAUAUGAAUCUAGUUAAUCAGCUACCAUUUUGUGGCAAUCUAUCGCGUAUCAACGUGAAUGAGAGUCUUGCGUGCAGUCAACAGGUUAGACAAAGAAAUUCAAAACACUUUCACCACUUAUGUCCCAUUCCAUGUGUUCAAAUGCAAUACAACUAUGAGUUAACACAAUUAAGAUGGCCACAGAAACCACGUAUUUUAAAUUAUUAUGCUCAGUUAAAAGAUCGUAUUGACUAUAACCAAAAGUUUUCAAUUUACGAAAAAAUUGAAGAAAUCUCCGUAACUAAUGCAACACAGGCGUUAACUAUGCUUCAGCAUACAGAUAUAUUUGAAAAGAAUUUCUUACAAGUCGACGUUAAUCGUCCGAAUUUCGAUACACUAAUUUCCUAUCGAGAGAAUGAAGAAUACAGUUUACCAACUUUAUUAAGUCAAAUUGGUGGUAUUUGUAGUAUAUUUCUUAGUUUCACUUGUGUUACAGUAUUAGAAUUAAUUGAGUUAUUCUUUCGUUUAAUUAUUAUUGCAUGUCCUAAAUUUUUAGCCUUUUCAAAAAAUUCACUACAUUACAUUAACAAGAAAACAUUUAAAUUCGGAUAUAAUGCUACUACUGAAAAUACAAAUAACAGUAGUAGAAUCACUGAUAGACACAACAGAAAGAUAUCAAAUUCUGUAAAUAUAAAACAUGAAAAGGACAAAUUUUGUAAUGAUAUUUCUUGUUAUGAAAUUAAGAAUACCUCAAAUUAUGACUGUGAAAUAGACUAUUUAAGAGAAAAUCUAUUAUCUACCAACAUUAAUGACGUUGGUAACAAACGUAAAUCUAUGCUACAUUCAGAAGUGGAUUUACCGAAUUAUAAGAUUAACAAAUGUAUGCCUAACAGUUUUAUACAAAUACAUAAACCGGAUGAUAAGUGUAUUCUGUAUAUACCAAAGAUAAAUUUAAUUAAUUCAAAGAAUGUAAAUACUAUUCAUAUGAUCAAUGAGAAUAAUCAUGCACCUAAUGACUCUUCUAUCAAUAAAUCACACGACAGACAUUUAUACACAGAAAAUGACACAAUCUUAUAUAAUUUUGUAAAUAAAAACAAUGAAUCUCAGAACGACAUUUUGUCGAAUAAUUGUAUUGUUCAUAAAUUGAAUAAGUGUAGAAAUUCACUGAAACAAAUUCCUAGAUCAGUUUCCCUUCCAGAUUAUGUUAAUCUUGUAGAUAUUAUGAGCGAUAACAGUCAUAAUAAUAUUAGUUCUCAUAAUGAUGUAUUUAUUUCUCGAUGACGUCAAACCAUUUCAUAAUCAUACAUUUAUACAUUUGUAUAUUCAUGCAUAUAUCUCACAUAAAUAAAAACAAUUCUCCUCUUUAUGAGAGUAUAAUUCAUGAUAUUAUGAAUAAGUCAUUAGGAGUAUUCAGUAUGCCGCAUCAUAAAUGAUUCUCAAUGGUGACUAUUGACAUAUCUCAAAACUAAUUACGACAAUCCAGUUACAGAGUUUCAAGUAUCAUCAAACAAGAAUCUCAGGUGAUUUUUCUCUAAUGCAGGAUUGCAGGCACCCUGGAAAUGUCAGUGUGCGCUUAUGCCGAUAAUAAAAUCAUCAUAUGAGACUGUUUGAUACAUGUACAUACAUAAAUAUAUGUAUACAUACGUAGGUGGACUAAAGUCAUACUAAAUAAUUUAUUUAGUUUGCUUUCCUAUUUCAUGUUUGUUCUUAUGCAUCCAUUUUUAUUGUUGAGAAUAGAAGCUAUUGAGUCUGUAAAAUAUAGAAAAAAAAUACUCAGUCAAUUGUCUUUAUUUCUCUACUUCAUGAGGACUAUACGUCGCUUUUUGUACAGAAGAUUAGACUUACAAUGGAACAUUACGUUUUUUCCUCUAAUCACAGCAAUCUCAGUAAGCAGAAGUUUUGAAAGAAUAAAAUACGCACCCUAGAUCAUUGUGCUGGCUAAUGUCGAAUCAAUAAUAUAGUGAUAAAGUUCACGGCAUUAUCGAAACAUUUCUUUAUGCAAACCAUAUGUCAAAAU
Molecule: messenger RNA, 3070 nt
Organism: Trichobilharzia szidati
Lineage: Eukaryota; Metazoa; Platyhelminthes; Trematoda; Strigeidida; Schistosomatidae
Source: the annotation of a GenBank genome assembly